AUGCCCGGCGUCGUCAUGGACAAUGCCAACGCCGAGGGAUCUGUGCGAAGGACGGACCUCAAUGAGGCUACAAAUGGGGCACCUGGCUUGUUCGGGAACAAUGACAAGUCCGGUCAACACUCUGCUUCGAUGAACGGGCCGGUCCAUGUGAAUGGCGCCGGGAGAGGGACCGAUAAUUCGAAAACGUCAUCUCCAACUGUAGGAGAUACCGCACUGGCACCUUUUGAACUGCCACACAUUACGCAAGGGUUCUUCCCAUUCGGAACACUCAUCAAUCGGGCUGUGCAGCAGUGCUGGAAUGAUCUUUCCGAGCUGAUCACCGAGUUAGCUGCGAUCCAAGUUUCUUCUGAAGGUCCAGCUGCGCCAAUUACAAAUGGGAAGUCUCCGGGUAACCAGUCUUCUGAGAAUGUUCACAAGAAACUACGGAUCCUGGAUUUUGCGCAUGCCAAAAGAGCCGAGUUUAUCAAGCUCCUGGUCCUUUCGCAAUGGAGCCGACAGGCUGCAGAGGUUAGCAGGCUCAUUGAUAUACAAGGCUUCAUCCGUACGCGACACCAAGCAUAUGAUUCCGCAGUUCAAUAUGUUGGCGAAGUGAAGCGAGACCUCGUUCGGGCACAAGUAGCCAACCCUGAUCUGAAAACCGCUCUAGAGGUACUUUCAAGAGGUCGAGUGGUAUCUCUACCAGAUUUCGGCUAUAAGCCUCCCAAACCUUUGACUGCACGCGUGACGCUUAAGAAGCUAUAUAAGAUCAACCGAAUCAUUAGCGUUAGGCUGGCAUUGCAUGACCAAGCACCACGCCCAAUGCGGAAUUAUCGCGUUCAUGAUGGCCGGGUUACGUUCACGAUCCCUGGAGAAUUCGAGCUCGAUCUUUCGGUGGCUGAAGAGGCGAAAACUUCACAAUUCUUCUUUGUGGACAUUCGCUUCCUUUUUACUCCGUCGUCCCCCGUUCCGAAAGGUCGUAUCUUCAACGAACUCGAUGCGAAGGUCAACGACCUUCUUCGCAGCGAAGGCCUGGUUGGAUGUUUUAACUUUCUGCAUGGGUUGGUCCUGACAAACAAGAUAAAUACCCUAUUCAAACAAGCCAGUGAUCUUGCACGAGGCUUAUGGUCCGAGGCUCUACGCAUUGAGCUGCUACAUCGAACCCUGGUUGUUCAAUAUUGGCCACUGCGGACAGGACCAAAAAGCUGGCUGGAGAUCGGCGUUCGAAGAGGUCCACGCAAAACCUAUUCCCAAGAUGCUGGAGACGAGGUGUCACGUCUUGGUCUUCGCUGGAUGCGAGACGGCCAACAAGCGAACAGCGAUGCUGUUCAGUUCGAUUCGGACAGCCUCUCCAUGGAACGUAUUUUACGAAGCGUCAUUGCAUUGCACACCUCGCAUCUCCUUGUGACUGCGUAUACCACCUUGAAAAAGUACAGUCUUUUCUCCAGUCGCGCGCUGUCUUUGUGUGCGCAACUAUCUCCGACAGAGCCAGGAGAUUGCUAUUUCGACAUACAAUUAACAACCUCCCGGUAUCUUCGGGUUUCUGUCGAACCCUUGUCAGGGUCGAUCACGCUGUCCGGUACAUCAAGCGCCUUGGAGCGCCCCGAGGGCGAAAGAGCUCCUAAUAAAUCGGCAAUCGAGGAGUUACUCUCUCGCGUCACGCGUCUUAGAUGCCUCACUGCGGUUGAUGAAAUAGAGUCUGGGACAAAGGCACUCGGCCUUGAGAGUGUCAACCAGAGAGGUUUGGGGCUUGAUGUCCGUCGACUGUUCCCUUCCAGUGUAUUGCGCUCCGCAUUUUUCACUCAUCAGCUCUGGGAUCGUCGCUGGGUCGCUGCUGUGACAAGCAGCAUGGAUGGCGAUAGCUGGUGGUUAGUUCAACUUCGCUCGGCGGACACAGCUCGCAGUGCGACGUCGUACUCUUUUCAUGAUCCCAACGCCGGUUUCUCGCUAGCCCAUGCAGUCUGCAACACUUUGAUGGCUCAACAAGGACGGUUUGACUACACCACCUGCGCAGAGCUGGUAUAUGGCCUGACGGGAAUGCUGGCAAUCUACGCCAAUGCACGGUGCUUGGCAGACCUGCCCAAUGCUCACUUUUAUCCACCGCUAGAGAAAUUGCAGUUGGGGUCUGACAUUCAGGUACCGGAUCUCUUCUUGCAGUAUAAGGCGUCUACAAUUCCACCCGCUUUCCGAAUAGCGCUGCCCUCGGGGCUCGAGAGAGGAUCCUAUCUACAGGAUACCGUCCGUCUCUCAUUCCAUGGGGUUGACCACCAAAGUCAAUCAGCAGUUCUGAUGGCGUAUGGCACUUUGCGAUUCCGUAUCAAAUGUCUUCUCCCACUUGUCUCCAAGAUGGACCCUUCCCUGCUCCUGCAGGACAAAGGUGGUGGUUUUGCGCUUCGCUUGCUUGUACCGGCUGGUCACUCCGUUAUUCUUGGCCUAUUUGAGCGGUUACAACGACUUGAAUGUGUCCUAUCCAUCCUUCAAUCUCUCAUCCAGAAGGGCAUGGAGCCUCGGUUCUUGUCGCUGUCCCAGAUCUCAUUCUCUUACGGCCCGAACAAGAAGCUCUCUGGCCGAUUCGGCAUCAAUGUUUCGGGGCCCUCGCUAUCAACCUACAUCGACGUUCCUCAAGCCCUGUCGAAAGCCGAUCCCCUCUUCCAGCUGCGAUUGCGGGUUAGUUUCGACAGCCCCAGCCCUCACCGUCGCAUUUCAGAGUCCCUUACAGUGGCUUUGAACCAUCGCUUUGCUGAAUCAGGCGUCGAUUCCAUCCUCGGUUUCAUGGCAGAUACAUUCCCGCUGCUGCACUGCUUGGAUCAAAUUACCCUCAAGCCGGCACAGACGGAAUCUUCCCUGGUGCAUGUUACUGUGAGGACACCCAUUUCCUUCGAAAUCCAUUAUCCUCGCCUAAAGUCUCGUUUCCGAUUGUCCGCUCGCCCACGGCGGGGCCGCUCAGUAUGGGUUUUGGAGGACUCAAAUCAAUCUGGCUCGCCCGAUCACAGUCAGAUAGUUUCGGCCGUGCGGGAGAAGGUCUACAACUCGAAAGGCGAUGGGUGGCAGGGCCUUGGAGAUGGUGCCAUGUCUAACAUCGACAAAGUGGGAAAUCUUCUUUCCAGGCUCCACGAGUGUUUGGGCGCUUGUCAUCCCGUGCCCAUCAAGCGGGGCGAUGAAGGGAAACAGGAGCAGCCUCCUUCAGCCCCGCCACGUCUUCAGGGGGUCCCGGUGUCCCCCAAACCAGUCAAGACCUCGCCACAGAAGGCCGGGGUUGGCAAGGCCGACAUCAUAAUGAUUGAUUAG
This is a messenger RNA of Penicillium cinerascens, 3264 nucleotides long. RefSeq names its product mediator of RNA polymerase II transcription subunit 14. The transcript has 2 exons. The record is from RefSeq and is a predicted model, not a curated record. The coding region runs from base 1 to 3264 and encodes 1087 amino acids. NCBI's taxonomy places the organism in Eukaryota, Fungi, Ascomycota, Eurotiomycetes, Eurotiales, Aspergillaceae. Gene Ontology annotation, molecular function: transcription coregulator activity. Gene Ontology annotation, cellular component: core mediator complex; mediator complex. Gene Ontology annotation, biological process: regulation of transcription by RNA polymerase II.